AUGAUUGAAUGAUUAAUUGAUUGGUUGAUUGAUUGGUUGAUUGAUUUAUUGAAUGAUUGAUUGAUUGGAUGAUUGAUUAAUUGAUUGGUUGAUUGAUUGAUUGUUUGAUUGAUAGAAUUAGAAAGAUACUUAAUGUUUUUCAAACGCCUCCAAGCUUUUUAAAAGAGAAGCAUUCUGCAAACCAAAAAAACGCUACACUACACUACAUUACACUAGUCUUCCAAAUAAAUGUAUGAGGAGACGUGUUGUGGGUGAAAUGUGUUGAAUUAUGUUGUGUGACUAUGAAUUAAUUAACUGAUGUAAUAAAUAGUUUUCACUAUGUUGUUUGUUUUUGAUAUAUUUGUGUUUAUUCUUGUACCAGAAAAAACAUUGAUCACUGGAAGGUAUUACUUAAUACUUUCCCUAAAAAUUUACCUUUUGUUGCAUCAGCAGGUGAAACUCUGCAAACCAGAAAAACAUCCUCGCACUUGUCUUCCUGUUUUUCAACUGACAAUAAGACAACAAGAAAAAAGAUCAACUUAAAUAACUGAAACUAUCUGGCCUCCAGCUGGGACAUUCCUGUCUCUCCCCAGCAGCCGGCCCCUAACCACACCCCACUGCCACACCUGCUAUCGCCAUAUUGUAGGUGAGAAGGUAAGAAGACAGGUGACAGACGUACACCACGACUUCACCAGAAGUUUUAGUCAUGGAUUAUGAACCGGGCCGAGGAGACGGCCUUCCUCCAUCAGUCACUGUAGCCUUCACAGCCAAGCUGCAUGUCGAUGACAGCUACCCCUGUCACUCUGGAGUCCUGAAGUUCACCACUGUGCUGGUCAACGAGGGAGGAGGCUACAGUCCCGGCACCGGCAUCUUCACCUGCCCCGUGGAUGGCUUCUAUCACUUCACUAUGCAUGUGUCUGUGUAUGGGCGGGGACAGUGUGCUAUAUUCAAAAAUGGAGAUAAAGUAGUGUCUCUGUAUCACACCUCUCUGCCUGAUAAGUGUAGCCAAGUGGCCAGUAUGAGCAGUGUGGUCAAACUGACUGCAAAAGAUGAGGUCUGGGUGAAUGUCUGGGGGCCUGGCAGAAACGACAUCUUUGCAACAGAAGAUAAUGACACUGUGUUUGUUGGGGUUCGUUUGGGUUAAUGACAUUAGUAUCCAAGCAUCAAUAAAGUGUUUGAAGAAUGAACACA
This is a messenger RNA of Cottoperca gobio, 1170 nucleotides long. RefSeq names its product complement C1q and tumor necrosis factor-related protein 9-like. Lineage: Eukaryota; Metazoa; Chordata; Actinopteri; Perciformes; Bovichtidae. Gene Ontology annotation, molecular function: protein binding. The coding region runs from base 686 to 1123 and encodes 145 amino acids. The transcript is spliced from 4 exons. The record is from RefSeq and is a predicted model, not a curated record.